AGUGAGAGAGUGAGAGAGAGAAAGAGAGAGUAUGAGAGAGAGAGAACGAAAGGGAGAAGAAGUGAGAGAGGAGGUCUGACGACACAGUUUGUAUUCUGUGUGCACUGCAUCGUCAUGGAAGCAUUGCUUUAGAAAAUCAACCUGACUGCUGAGUCCACAUAAAUGCAGUCAAUGCGCAACAUGUGCACAGAGCUCUCCGAGAGACUGGCUGCUUCUCCAGGAAAACCAACUGCACAGCAAUAAUCCACUCCAGGGGUGUUAGAGAACGAUUGGACCAGCAAUGUUCUCCACAAGUCCUUACCCAGGGAGGUGCACUAUGGACAUAACUGCUAUAUGCACUGGGUCACUGGACACUCUUGUCAGUUUCUAAUAUUGCCUGAUUCAGGGCUACCCAGAGAGAUCAACAAGCGAUAAGUAAAGAAGCCCUGAGAGAGCUCAACAGCCCAGCUCAACAGCCCUGCUCCAGCCGCCUUUCCCCUGGCGCUGCCAUGCUCCUGCAGAGGUGCGUCUGCCGCACUCUGUGUUUGGCAGCUCUGCUGGUAGUGACCAGCUGUGUUGGGAGCGAUCAGAAGAGAGGAUCAGAUGAGGCGGCACGGAGCUCAGCGGCAAAGGCGAGCAGCAGCACAGCACCUGGCCGCAAGUACCACCGUCUCCAGCACGGCCAGUGCACCUACACAUUCAUCCUUCCGGAGGGCGACGGCACAGGUGGCGCGUCCUGCCGGGAACCGAAUACGGGUGCUCAGUACAAUGUCAACGCAUUGCAGAGAGACGCCCCUCCACCCGAGUCUGACUUCUCCAGCCAGAAGAUCCAGCAGUUGGAACACAUCAUGGAGAACUACACACAGUGGUUGCAGAAGAUUGAGAACUACAUCAAAGAGAGCAUGAAGGCAGAGAUGGCUCAGUUACAACAGAGUGCAGUCCACAACCACACAGCAGCUAUGUUGGAAAUGGGCACCAACCUUCUCUCCCAGACUGCUGAGCAGACCCGCAAACUUACCGAUGUGGAGACUCAGGUUUUGAAUCAGACAUCCAGGCUGGAGAUUCAGCUGCUGGAGAAUUCACUGUCCACCAACAAACUGGAGAAGCAGCUCAUUUUGCAGACCAAUGAGAUCACCAAACUCCAUGACAAAAAUGGGUUUCUGGAGCAAAAGAUGCAGGAGAUGGAGGCCCGGCACAGGGAGGAGCUGGAGGGGCUGCGGGAGGAGAAGGGCAGCCUCCAGGGUUUGGUGGCCAGGCAGAGUGCAGUGAUAAGGGAGCUGGAGGCCCAGCUUGGCAGGGCCAUGGGCAACAGCACGGCCCUGUUCAGGCAGCAGCAGGACCUUAUGGACACUGUGCAUAGCCUGCUCAACCUCUGCUCCAAGGAUGGUGUGGUGCCCAACAGUACCAAACAAGCUGAUGAAGAGAAAAAAUUUCGGGACUGUGCUGAUCUGUAUGAGACAGGCUUCCGGAAGAAUGGAGUAUACACCAUCAACAUAAGCCCCCAAGAGACCAAAAAGGUAUACUGCAACAUGGAGUCUGCUGGUGGAGGCUGGACAGUAAUCCAACAUCGAGAGGAUGGUAGCAUUGACUUCCAGAGGACAUGGAAGGAAUACAAGAUGGGCUUUGGGAGUGUGUCAGCUGAGCACUGGCUGGGGAACGAGUUUGUGUACAUGCUGACCAGUCAGAGGCAGUGUACCCUCCGGGUGGAGCUCACUGACUGGGACGGACAACAGGCCUUCUCCCAGUAUGACCGCUUUCACAUCAACAGCGAGAAAAACAACUACAGGCUGUCCUUAAAGAGCCACAGUGGGACAGCAGGCAGGCAGAGCAGUCUGGUGAUUCAUGGAGCAGACUUCAGCACCAAAGACAUGGACAACGACAACUGCAUGUGCAAGUGUGCACUGAUGCUGACCGGAGGCUGGUGGUUUGAUGCCUGUGGUCCUUCAAACCUGAAUGGGAUGUACUACACCCAAGGUCAACACGUCGGCAAGUUCAACGGCAUCAAAUGGCAUUAUUUUAAAGGCCCGAGUUACUCUCUCCGAGCAACUUCCAUGAUGAUCCGACCUUUGGACUUCUCAUAGAGGUCCAGGCUAAUCCACAGCGCAGGUGGGAACUUUCUAGAAAAGGACUACAUUUGGGUCCAAGGCAUUAUCAAAGGACACCUUUUAAGUGGCCUAUUUAGCUACAUAUGAUACCUGGUUUGUGUGACACUUCUUUGUGAUAACCCGUCUCCCAUGGAAACAGGGAUGUGGUAGAGAGGCGGGUGUCUUAUUCAAAUCAUGUGGCCCACAGCAGAUGAUUUUGCACUCUAGAGAUUUAGGGGAGCGCUCCUGGCUGGUUUUUAUUUUUCUAUAUCAGAGAUAUGAACUGAAGUGGCACUGGUGAAUCCCUUAUGCCCUGUGAACUGCUGAGGCAGGCACGUCAUCAUUGAUGGGAGAAGACUGGAUGGCACUGCUGACCCUUAAGCCCCUGGCUUCUUUGGCUCUGUAGUCUCCCAGUGAAUGUACAGCAGCUGGAAAGGCUUUCAGAAAUCCUAAAGUGAGCCAUUUACUUUUCCUCUUUUUUGUAAAGACUGUAUUGCACAGUUACCCCUGGGACAUGAAAUAUUAUUUUAUAUUAUUACACUUUUUAUACCUACACAA
Molecule: messenger RNA, 2621 nt
Organism: Electrophorus electricus (electric eel)
Lineage: Eukaryota; Metazoa; Chordata; Actinopteri; Gymnotiformes; Gymnotidae
Gene: angpt1
Product: angiopoietin 1
Biological process (GO): blood coagulation
Source: RefSeq, a predicted model, not a curated record